AUGAGCUCGGACUUCCAGCAUUACAGUUUCAGGAUGCCGAACAUCGGGUUCCAGAACCUGCCUCUCAACAUAUACAUCGUGGUUUUUGGCACGGCCAUCUUCGUCUUCAUCCUCAGUUUGCUCUUCUGUUGCUACUUGAUCAGGCUCAGACAUCAAGCACACAAAGAGCUUUACGCCUACAAACAGGUUAUACUCAAGGAGAAGGUGAAGGAGCUGAACCUACAUGAGAUCUGUGCCGUUUGCUUGGAGGAGUUCAAGCCCAAGGACGAGCUGGGGAUCUGUCCCUGUAAACAUGCCUUCCACAGAAAGUGCCUCAUCAAAUGGCUGGAAGUGCGAAAAGUGUGUCCGCUCUGCAACAUGCCGGUGCUGCAGCUGGCCCAGCUGCACAGCAAGCAGGACCCCGGCCCCCCCCAGAGCCCCCUCCCCGGCGCAGAGAACAUCGUAUAGCUCUGCCGACCCAGGGACUGCCCCGCCGCCGGCCCGGGGGGACUCGGAGACAACCAAAGCACUACGGCACCAGCACGGAGGGACAGGCGAGGACGCGGGCGGCCGGGCGGGGAGCCCGGAGCACUUUAUGGUGGGGG
Messenger RNA from Haliaeetus leucocephalus (bald eagle), 584 nucleotides. RefSeq names its product ring finger protein 24 (gene RNF24). The coding region runs from base 1 to 447 and encodes 148 amino acids. The record is from RefSeq and is a predicted model, not a curated record. Gene Ontology annotation, molecular function: ubiquitin protein ligase activity; zinc ion binding. Lineage: Eukaryota; Metazoa; Chordata; Aves; Accipitriformes; Accipitridae. The transcript is spliced from 5 exons. Gene Ontology annotation, cellular component: endomembrane system.